Dendroctonus ponderosae (mountain pine beetle) is the source of this 1911-nucleotide messenger RNA. RefSeq names its product asparagine synthetase [glutamine-hydrolyzing]. Gene Ontology annotation, cellular component: cytosol. The record is from RefSeq and is a predicted model, not a curated record. Gene Ontology annotation, molecular function: asparagine synthase (glutamine-hydrolyzing) activity. The transcript has 10 exons. Lineage: Eukaryota; Metazoa; Arthropoda; Insecta; Coleoptera; Curculionidae. Bases 169 to 1860 code for a protein of 563 amino acids.
UUGGCAACAACGCGAUUCGAUGCGCCACGCGGUUGAGCUCCCGUUUGGGUGCCUGCUUGCAGAGCGUGGAAUGUUGCAUCAGAAUUCUACAAAACCUACUUAAAAGCUGUUAACGUGCCAGUUUUGUUUUGUACCUAUUUAUUUAUUUAAACAAACAGAUAGGAAACCAUGUGUGGAAUUUGGGCAAUUUUUGGAACCGAAUCCAAUAUGCAUUCAAUCUGUGCAAGAGCCUUCAAUAAAAUUGAACACAGAGGACCAGACGCUUGGCGAGUUGAGUUUGAUAAGCAACUGAAGAACUGCUGCAUCGGCUUUCACAGACUGACAAUUGUCGACUGCACCUAUGGAAUGCAGCCCAUGCGACUGCACCAAUUUCCCCAUCGAGCUUUGCUUUGCAACGGCGAACUGUACAACUGCAAAGAGCUGAAGAAAGAGUUUGAAUUCAACUACGAAACGUUCAGUGACGUCGAAUGCAUUUUCCAUCUGUACGAAAAAUUCGGCAUUGAGAAAUGCGUCCGAAGUUUAGAUGGAGUUUUCGCUUUUUGUAUCGUCGACAUACCCAAAAGAAAAGUCUUCCUGGGGCGAGAUCCGUUUGGAGUGCGACCGCUCUUCAGGAUCAUCAGCGAUAAUGGUAUUCUGGGUGUAUGUUCAGAAGCGAAAGGGCUUGUCGCCAUUAGUUCAGAUCUGAAUGGGUACAAGAAAAAACUGGAACCAUUUCCACCAGGCACAUUUGAGGAAUACGACCUGCAUCCGAACGGCACCGCUAAACUAGUGAGGAGUGAACGGUAUUUCAACCCGGGGGAUAAACCAUCGUUUACCACCUUUGUACCAUGGGAAGAUCUGACUUCCCAAGCCCAUGAAGCCAAUAUAAGGAAAUUGCUUACAAUGGCUGUGAAAAAGCGACUAAUGGCAGAUCGACGAAUCGGCUGUUUGCUGUCGGGGGGACUUGAUUCCUCUCUUGUGGCAGCCCUUGUGGUCCAAGAGGCAAAAAAAAUCAACCUGCCCUAUAAAAUACAGACUUUCGCCAUUGGAAUGGAGGGAAGUCCGGACUUGGAAAAGGCGCAGCAGGUCGCCAAGUUUCUGCAAACUGACCAUCAUGAAAUAGUGUUCUCGGAAGAAGAUGUGGCCAGAGUGUUAGAUGAUGUGAUUUACACUCUGGAGACGCCCGAUAUUACCACAAUAAGGGCGUCGAUAGGAAUGUAUUUGAUCUCCAAAUAUAUCUUAGACAACACGGAUAGUACUGUGGUGUUUAGUGGAGAAGGGGCGGAUGAGGUGGCGCAAGGGUAUAUUUAUUUCCGAGACGCCCCAACAGCACAAGACGCUCAUGAGGACAGCAUCAGGCUCCUAAAGCAAAUUUACAUGUUCGAUGGGUUGAGGGCUGACAGAACUAUGGCCGCUCAAAGUUUAGAACUUAGGGUGCCGUUCCUGGACCUCCAGUUCACAAACUACUACCUAAAUGUGGAUCCUGAACUCAAGCAACCGAAGGACGGAGUGGAAAAAUUUCUACUCAGAUCGGCGUUCAGUGGUAGCGAUCUUCUACCCCAUGAUAUUCUGUGGCGGCACAAGGAAGCCUUCAGUGACGGAGUGGCGUCGAAGAAAAAGUCCCUAUUUGUGAUCCUGCAGGAGAUCACAGACAAACGGAUGCCUGAACCAUUCGACGCGGACAAAGCCAGGAAAAAGUACCCCCAUUGCACGCCGACAACAAAGGAAUCGCUUUACUACAGAGAAGUGUUCGAGAAGAGUUAUCCAAACCAAGCGGAGAGCUUCUUGCCAUAUUUCUGGAUGCCGCGAUGGGUGGAAGGAAUCACCGAUCCUUCUGCUCGAUUUAUCAAGCACUACGCCGCUGAUCCUGAACAGCAAUAAAUGCCCAAGCUUGUUUUCCUCAUCUGGUUUUAACAAGAGUCUCUCAAAAGA